AUGCCACCUUCCACUCACACUUAUAUGUCUGAGCAGACGAAAAUCCAAUCUGAAAGUCAAUCAAAGGAAAAAUUAUCCUUUAGAGUUGGCGAUAUUGUCAGCCUAGAUCUUGAAAAAUAUGAACGUAAAAUAAAAAGUAUAAAAAUUAGGACACGGUCAGAAUUGGACAUUUUUGAAUGGUCAAAGCGUGGUUACGCUAAUAAUAAUUAUUGGAUACCGCUAUCCGCAGAAAAUGUUUCUCGAAUUGAGGAAUCAAACGUUUCUCGAGAAGAAUUUAUUGAGAAAUAUGAAGUACCCGGUUUACCAGUCGUUAUUAAUGGAUGUACAAAAGGCUGGCCAGCAGAGGUUAAAUGGAAUAGGGAGACACUUCUUAAAAAAUUUGAGGAUUACAGAUUUAAAGUUGGUGAAGAUGAUAAUGGAGAUCCUGUUCGAAUGGCAUUUAAAUAUUAUUUGUAUUAUUUAGAAAAUGAAGCUAUUAAAGAUGAUAGUCCCUUAUAUAUAUUUGAUUCAUCUUUUGGCAAGCUAAAAAGGUCAACGCAACCGCAACAAGCCGCAAAAACUAAUUUAAAAGUCUCGCCAAUUAACUAUUCAUUGGAUCUUUCGGAAGAUCCUACUGAAAAUCAAAACAAAUCUGAGGAAUCAAAGAAAAAGCAGCCAAGUUUUCAUCGUCCAUGCUUAUUAAAGGAUUAUAAAGUUCCCAAAUAUUUUGACGAUGAUCUUUUUCGCUUAACGGGUGAAAAACGUAGACCACCAUAUCGUUGGUUCGUCCUUGGCGGUGAAAGAAGUGGAACAGGAAUACAUUUUGAUCCAUUAGGCACUUCUGCUUGGAAUACCUUAUUAGUUGGACAUAAAAGAUGGUGUCUCUUUCCACCUUUCACUCCUCGUAAAAUAAUUGAUCCAAAGUUGAAAGGUUUAGAUCAUGAGGCAGUAUCAUGGUUUACUCAUGUCUAUCCUAUGUUAGUUAGUGUUGAAAAGGAUCAAGAUAAAAGCUAUGCUGAAGAGUUUGAAAUGGUUCAAGUGUUGCAAAAACCUGGUGAAACUAUGUAUGUCCCAGGAGGAUGGCAUCACGUCGUUAUGAAUCUGGAUUUUACUAUAGCUGUUACUCAGAAUUUUUGUUCCCCAACUUCAAUUGAGCAUGUUUGGCUGCGAACAAGAAAUUCGCGUCCGAAACUUGCACAAAAACUUUUAAACAGUAGUUCGUUUGUUGAUGAAUAUGAAUUGGAGGUAAGUGAAACUCAAAGUGAAACAGAUGGUAGUGAUGGAGAGUGUCUUUGCUAUACUUGUAAGAUGAAAAGGAAAAGGAAAGAAAAACUUGAUAAACAAAAUGAAGAAGCAGAAAAACAAAUGAGAAAGGAAUAUAAAAGAAGAGAAAGAAAGGAAUUUGAAAGAUUAAAUCAAGAACAACAAAAUAAUAGAGUCACUAAAGGUAAAGAAAAAGGAAAAAGAUAUAAUGAUAGAAUGAUUAAUGAAGAGGUUAAAAAAAAGAAAAGAAAAAAGGAAGAGUAA
This is a messenger RNA of Funneliformis geosporum, 1506 nucleotides long. Lineage: Eukaryota; Fungi; Glomeromycota; Glomeromycetes; Glomerales; Glomeraceae. The record is from the annotation of a GenBank genome assembly.